GGCAGAGGCGGCUGCAGCCUCGCUCUGGUCCCUGCGGCUGGCGGCCGAGCCGUGUGUCUCCUGCUCCGCCGCCGCCAUAUUGUCUGUGUGAAGAGUGGGGAGAGCGGCCGCCGCCGCUGCAGCUUCCACCACAGUUUGAAGAAAACAGUUCUGAAACGAGGUCUUACCCCCAGCUGCCUCUCAAUACAGUGAUUGCCAUCUCUCCAAACAUCAAGUCCAGCUUUGUCCGCCAACCUGUCUGACAUGUCGGGACCCGUGCCAAGCAGGGCCAGAGUUUACACAGAUGUUAAUACACACAGACCCCGAGAGUACUGGGAUUACGAGUCACAUGUGGUGGAAUGGGGAAAUCAAGAUGACUACCAGCUGGUUAGAAAAUUAGGCCGGGGUAAAUACAGUGAAGUAUUUGAAGCCAUCAACAUCACAAAUAAUGAAAAAGUUGUUGUUAAAAUUCUCAAGCCAGUAAAGAAGAAGAAAAUCAAGCGUGAAAUAAAGAUUUUGGAGAAUUUGCGAGGCGGUCCCAACAUCAUCACACUGGCAGACAUUGUAAAAGACCCUGUGUCACGAACUCCCGCCUUGGUUUUUGAACACGUAAACAACACAGACUUCAAGCAAUUGUACCAGACGUUAACAGACUAUGAUAUUCGAUUUUACAUGUAUGAGAUUCUGAAGGCCCUGGAUUAUUGUCACAGCAUGGGGAUUAUGCACAGAGAUGUAAAGCCCCAUAAUGUCAUGAUUGAUCAUGAGCACAGAAAGCUACGGCUAAUAGACUGGGGUUUGGCUGAGUUUUACCAUCCUGGCCAAGAAUAUAACGUCCGAGUUGCUUCCCGAUAUUUCAAAGGUCCUGAGCUACUUGUAGACUAUCAGAUGUAUGAUUAUAGUUUGGAUAUGUGGAGCUUGGGUUGUAUGCUGGCAAGUAUGAUCUUCCGGAAGGAGCCAUUUUUCCAUGGACAUGACAAUUAUGAUCAGUUGGUGAGGAUAGCCAAGGUUCUGGGGACAGAAGAUUUAUAUGACUAUAUUGACAAAUACAACAUUGAAUUAGAUCCACGUUUUAACGAUAUCUUGGGCAGACAUUCCCGUAAGCGAUGGGAACGCUUUGUCCACAGUGAAAACCAGCACCUUGUCAGCCCUGAGGCCUUGGAUUUCCUGGACAAGCUGCUGCGGUACGACCACCAGUCACGGCUCACCGCAAGAGAGGCCAUGGAGCACCCCUAUUUCUACACUGUUGUGAAGGACCAGGCUCGAAUGGGCUCAUCUAGCAUGCCAGGGGGCAGUACGCCUGUCAGCAGCGCCAAUAUGAUGUCAGGGAUUUCUUCAGUGCCAACCCCUUCACCCCUUGGACCUCUGGCAGGCUCACCAGUGAUUGCUGCUGCCAACCCCCUCGGAUGCCUGUUCCAGCUGCCGCUGGCGCUCAGCAGUAAUGGCCCUUCUGUCUCCUGAUGCCUGAGCAGAGGCUGGGGAGUCACUCACUCCCUCGAUGCAGCUUGCGCCUGCGGGGGGGGGGGGUGAAAGACUUCAGAAGCACCGUUGUCUGAACUGUUGCUUGUGGAUUUAUAGUAGUUCAGUCAUAAAAAAAAAAAAAUUAUAAUAGGCUGAUUUUCUUUUUUUCUUUCUUUUUUUUUUAACUCGAACUUUUCAUAACUCAGGGGAUUCCCUGAAAAAUUAUCUGCAGGUGGAAUAUUUCACGGACAAAUUUUUUUCUCCCCUUCCAAAUUCAGUUCCUCACCACUAAAGAACAAAGAUAAACCAGCCUCAAUCUGGCUGCUGCGCUUGGGUGGAGAUCUCUUCCCAUGCCCACCAUUGCUCCCCUACCAUCCCACACUUCGAGGGGUUUGUAUUUCAUGCUCUCCUCCAGAGAUUACAAAAAUGUAGCUUCUUGAAGGGAGGUGGGAAGGAAGGAGGAAGGAAGGACCCAACCUAUAAGAGCAGUGUACUGCUAGUCACUUAUAUCACUUUACUCCAAAAGUGCUUCAGUGGGGUUAUACUGGUGAAUCUAGUGGAAAUAUGUCUUAGUUACACUGAGAUGCUGAAAAUCUACCCAAAGUGCAGACAGGUCCUGAAAACGUCUGUUCAGUAUGAAUCAUGUCUUAUUGACCUAACCUAAAUCCAACUCACUUAUAAUUUAGUUUCAGUUCAGUUUAAAACUUUAAUACUGUCCCUCCCAGGCUCCUUACCUUGGUCCUCUUCCCCUUUCAUCUCCCAACAUGCUCUAUAGCUGGUAGGAGGGGGAAGGCAAAGUCUUUUUCAAUUUUCUUUGACUUGGCCCUUUUGAAUUCAGUUAGUUACUGGGUAUAAUUUACAAAAGAAAAAAACAUUGUCUAUGUUGGUUUCAUGCUAGUAACUCUUGAAGAGCUAGUGAGAGAUGUGGCCACUGCAUUUUAUUUUAAGCUUUCUACCUUUUCCUCCUACCUUCCCCUUCCCUCACAUGCCAUCCAUUGAGAAGACCUGCCCCUCAGUCUUGUAAAUGUACCUGAGAGGUAGGAGCAGAGCCACUAUCUCCAGUGAAACUGAAAUGGUAGACCUGUAAUUGUGGGAAAACUAAACUCUCUUGUUACAGCCCUGCCACCCCUUGCUGUGUGUAUAUAUAUAAUACUUUGUCCUUCAUAUGUGAAAGAUCCAGUGUUGGAAUUCUUUGGUGUAAAUAAACGUUUGGUUUUAUUUA
This is a messenger RNA of Globicephala melas (long-finned pilot whale), 2659 nucleotides long. It is a transcript of the gene CSNK2A1, whose product is annotated as casein kinase 2 alpha 1. NCBI's taxonomy places the organism in Eukaryota, Metazoa, Chordata, Mammalia, Artiodactyla, Delphinidae. Gene Ontology annotation, cellular component: cytosol; protein kinase CK2 complex; nucleus. Gene Ontology annotation, molecular function: ATP binding; protein serine/threonine kinase activity. The record is from RefSeq and is a predicted model, not a curated record. Gene Ontology annotation, biological process: regulation of cell cycle; peptidyl-threonine phosphorylation; peptidyl-serine phosphorylation.